Molecule: messenger RNA, 3390 nt
Organism: Penicillium antarcticum
Lineage: Eukaryota; Fungi; Ascomycota; Eurotiomycetes; Eurotiales; Aspergillaceae
Product: sporulation-specific 71 family protein
Exons: 3
Coding region: 1-3390 (1129 amino acids)
Biological process (GO): ascospore-type prospore membrane formation; protein localization to prospore membrane
Cellular component (GO): prospore membrane
Source: RefSeq, a predicted model, not a curated record
AUGAGCACUCCACCGGACCAGGCCGACGGGUCGCCAGGACCUGACCCACGCUCCCUCAGCCAUGAUCAUUACCAUGGCUUGCAGACGGGGUCCUAUACAGAUCAGCAGCUGCGCCAUGCCUCUGCCGCCCAUCUGCAUAUGACCAGCCGGCGGUUUUUCGUCGGACCAAUCCCAGAAGGCUGGAUUCACGGUCAUCGCAAGUCGUGGUACAAGUCUCGACUGAAGCUCAGGAACUAUACGUCACAAGCUAUUUCGUUCUCUGCGGGCCCGGUUGCGACCCAUUACAGCGAACAGGGCCCCCAGGCCGAGCCAAUACCACCUGACCUGGACGAAGAAGUAGCUUUGACACUUACAAAUACAACUGAUAGGGCUGUAGCGGAGGAGGAAGACGAAAUCGAAGUCGAUGAAGCCACAACUGAGUCUGAGGGGGAGCUUCGGACCCUCACUCACCCCAUGGCUGAAGCUAGUGGCGACGAUCCCCUAUGGGAAGUCGACGCGGAGAAUGAAGAAAAUGAUGAUGGAAACGAGACAGAGACCGGAAGGAACGAACAAGAGGAUAGUGGGAAUGAUACGGAGGAUACAGACAGCACGCCCAAAGCGAGACCAAGGGAAAGUGACGUGUACGACAACGAUGUUGCUUCGUCUUCAUUUGUCACGGCCAGAGAAGAAAUGUCGAGCUCUGCAAACACAGGGUAUACUGCAUACACGGGACUUUCCGUCAAUACAGAUGAUUCUACAGACACAAGGCAAUCAUCAUCUACCCUGCAGCCCAACAGAGCACCGACUAGCCACCGCCCAACGUCAUAUGGCUCACAGAACACACACUUGACAAGCCAAAAUUCUGCUAGCCCCCUGACCCCGAAUGUAUCUACGGGCCCCAGCGAGGCAGACUCGACGACACAGUUGCUGAGAAACAGAUACAAGGACAAAGGAAAGCAGAAAAGUAAGAAUUCUGGUAUAUCUCGAGCAACGCUUCGACACCACGACCACGACCCCCAAGAUGAAGACAGUGCCCAACAGGGAGAUGACAAAAAUGGAGACGUGCCACAGCGGAUGUUCACCAGGAGGAUGGCAAAGCUCAACCUGGAUGACAACAUUAAGCACAAGCAACAACGGAUUCGCUCCCGCAUUGCAAAGACACAGGGCACCAUCUCGGCCAAUCGGCCCCGUCGGCGCAAAGUGCAAGAAGGAGAGAUUGUCAAGGCGGAAAGAAUGCUGGUCUGCGUUGAGGAGACUAUGCAAGGUACACCUCCCGCUGAUUACUCCGAGAACGAUAGCCUCCGCAUGGAAACCCGCACUGUGGACAAAUGGCGAGAGUUUCUUGUUGUAUGCCGAAAAAGCUCCGCAGAGCAUGCGCCAUUUGCUCUGCAAAUGUAUCGCACCCGUGUGAUCCCUGAUGUGCAACGACCGAACAGCAAAACACUGCCUUAUUACGAGAUAAGACUCAAUCACAAGAAUACCCACGUCAACCUUUACUCUCCCUUGGAUAAAACCAUUGUUCUUUGGUACCCUCGCAGGCGUGGAACCAAAAUCUACAUCAUCAGGCCGAAGUCCGCUGCUCACUCUGCUGAGUGGUAUACCUUCAUUCGCCAGGUGCUAGGUUGGCGACGUCCAACUUCACUCCCUAUCAAUGUUCCCGACUUGGGCGUCUCGCUCAUCUUCAAAAACCCUUUCAACCAACCUGGAGCCAGUCGAAAAGCAGAUGACUCCGAUCCAGAGCAUGCGGCGUUCGAUAAGAAGUAUGCUGCUGCGAGCAUCAUCAGAGAAUGCUUGAACAUGCUCGAAGGUCGUCCUGAAUGGGCCGAGGUAUUGAAGGCCUGGUCCAAGACUGAGAAGAUGGGUCUUGCUUGGAAGCGAUAUGAUCGACUGGAGUGGGUGUUUGGUGUUAAUGAAGAAAAGAUGUUUGGCACCAUUGCCAUGCAGUCAUCCCAUGAGCUUGAGCUAAGGCCGAGAUAUCACUACUCAACUGCAGUCAAACAGAAUGGCUCAAAGGAGGAGGAACCGGCACCAAUUGAGGGGUUCCUUGUACGUCUCACAUCUCAAAAGGGUGUACACCAACGGAUGAACAAGAUGUUCUUCAAGCGGUUGUAUUUCUUCACCCAGGAUCAUUUCUUCUUUUUCUGUCGACCAGCCAAGGCAUUGCCGCCGGCACCCCCAAAGUUUUCACCAUUAGAAGCUCUACCGCAAGAUGGAACUGUGCCAUCUGCACGUCAAAUUCUUGAUGAAAUGCCGCUAUCCUGGGAUAUCAACCCGUAUCCUCUUCAAGAGGGUAGUAUCGCGUGGCUGUCCAACGGCAACAAAGAGUUCAUUCAACGACACGACGAGGCGGCCUAUGCACAAGUGCAGAGGAAUUUCCACAAUAUCAGUCAUGCGGAUGGAUUUAUUGAUAUGUGUCGGGUGCAAGAAGUUCGAAAUAUCAAGCGCGGUGGCAGUCCUGCUGAUCCCAACAUCGACGAAGGGCCUUCUGUGGACUAUAAUCAAGAAGCUCUGGACUCCCGGCAAGACGAUGGUGCUACACAAGAGUUCGAUGACGAUAGAACCUUUGAAAUGGUUCUGGAUAAUGGCCUUGUCGUUCGACUUCAGGCAUAUGAUGCUGCUAGUCGAGAUGAAUGGGUUAAGCGGCUCGACGCUUUGGUCAAAUACUGGCGUGUUCGCUGUGCAAAUGAUGCGUCAGAGUUGCAGGCAGUUAGGCGGCGCAAUCUCAAGCUUUUGGAAAUCGAUGAAGCCAUGGAGUCGGUUGUUGGACAGUUCGCAAAGAAGUGGGAAGUGAAGAAAGCCGAGGCAUCACCGCAUUUGCACAAUAUGUGUUUGCUAUCCGGCUGUCGAACUAUCAAGAUGUCCGGACAACUUUACCGCAAGCCCCGUCGCCACAAGACUUUCAACCAGUGCCAUGUAAUCCUUACAGCGGGUAAGCUGCUCAUCUUCUCAAGCACACUGCGCAACCGAAAUGGUACUGAAAUACCACACAUCCACCAAGAACUUGAAGCAACCAUCGAAUUGGAGGAUUGCUACAUCUAUUCUGGGCUUCUCACUGAAGAUGACCUGCUGUACGCCAAUCAGACAUUCGACAGUAAUAACCCUGGACUUCAUGCUCUUCCACGAGUAUACCUCGAUUCAGAUACAUUCACUAGCCACGACGAAGAUACCGCUAUCACCUUUGUUAUCUGGCAGCCUUUGAAGAAGAGCUAUUUCCGAGCCCAGGAAAUGGGAGUUCAGGGCAACGCCAAAAGAUCCAUUCGACAUGUCUCCACGCUAGGCAAACAUGGCCGCACAAUCGUGUUCAAAGCGCGUAGUCGUGUUGAGAAGGAUCGUUGGGUUAUGAGCAUUUCUUCGGAGAUUGAUCGUCUCCAGGAGGUGAGACACGAAGAUAUACGACUUGUCUCUCCUUGA